AUGAAGAAACCGCCAUCUCGUGAGCGCGUGCCUUCGACUUCUCUGCUAGGUCAUACUCGAAUUUAUGGUAGGGACCCCUCUAAGGAGGCCAUAAAGGAGUUGCUUGUACCCGAUGAUGCAGAAGGAGGAAGUUUACAGGUUAUUCCCAUAGUGGGCAUGCCUGGGAUUGGUAAAACCACCCUGGCUAGAUUUGUCUACCAUGAUGACGACGUGCAAAAGUGGUUUGAUCUGAAAGCAUGGGUCUCUGUUUCACAAGAUCUUAAGGUUUUCAACCUAACAAAAAUCAUUCUCAAAGAGUUUGGGUUUUUGAACUGUGAUCUCAUGCCUCACAAUAGUCUUCACUGUAAACUCCGGGAGAUAUUGAUGGGCAAGAAGUUACUUCUUGUUUUAGAUGAUUUUUGGAAUGAUGAUCCAGAGCAAUGCAAGUUUUUAAUCACACCUUUGAUGGCCGGGGCAAAGGGCAGUACGAUUAUCAUUACAGCACGCGAGAGGAGCGGAACAUCAUUAGCAUUGCAAAUUCUUCAUCCUUAUCCUUUGCAAACAAUUCAUCCUUUUCACUUGCAGGGAAUAAGCAGUGACGAUUGCUGGUUGUUGUUUUCAGAAUAUGCAUUUAGUGAUGCAAAUCGCAAUGCCGGCUCACUAUUUAAAGAAAUGUUUCACUCUACCGUGGUGAGAAGAUGCAAUGGUUUGCCUUUAGCUGCAAAGUUGCUGGGGUGUCUCUUAAAGUCCAAAACAAAUGCUGAUGAAUGGAGAAAAAUAUUGAACAGCAACAUGUGGGAUUUGCAAGAUGAUAGGGGUCUUCAUGUUCUAAAAAUGACCUAUUAUUGUUUGCCGCAGUAUCUAAAACAGUGUUUUGCUUAUUGUGCAAUUUUUCCUAAAGGUUAUGAAUUUUGCAAAGAGGAUGUUGUUCUUCUGUGGAUGGCCGAGGGUUUUCUGCUUGCUUAUGGUGGAAAUAAAGAGAUGAAAGAAGCAGGAUACAGGUACUUUGAAGAUCUUGUAUCAAUGUUUUUCUUUGAACAAGUAAGUGAUAACUCAUCAUUAUUCGUAAUGCACGACCUCACAAAUGACUUGGCAAAAUUUGUGAAUGGAGAGUUUGCUGUUUGUUUAGAUGAUAGUGGUGAUUCUUGGAAGGUUUCUAAGAAGACCCGUUACUUAUCGUAUGCAAAAACUAGAUUGGAAGAUCUAAACAAUCUUGUGGGCCUUGAUGAAGUACAAAAUUUGCGUACAAUUUUGGUAAUAUCAAAGUUCUUUUUGGCAAACAUGAAUGAUGAGGAAAUCAAUGAUUUUCUGAGAAGAUUCCAGCGUCUUCGUGUAUUAUCUUUGUUCCAUAUAGACAAGUUGCCUAACUCGAUUGGCAGCUUGAAACGACUAUGGUAUAUAAACCUCUCGGGAUCAUCAGCACACAGGUUGCCUGAAACUGUGUGUACCUUGCACAACUUGCAGAUACUGAUCUUGCGUGGGUGCAAGAAUCUUGUUGAGUUGCCGUCCAACCUCAUGAAUCUAACAAACUUGUAUCAUCUAGAUAUCAAAGGAACAAGAUUGCAACAGAUGCCACCUCAAAUGGGUAAAUUAUCUAAACUUCAAACUUUAACUGAUUUUUUUGUGGGUAAACAAAAUGGAUCCAGCAUAAAGGAAGUAGGAGAGCUCAAAUGCCUAGAGGGAAAACUUCGUAUUUGGAUGCUUCAAAAUGUUGUUGAUGCUCAAGAUGCUUUAGGAGCUAAUUUGGAAGGCAUGAGGGAUCUCAAAAAAUUAGAUUUGAGAUGGAGCGAUGAUUCACAUAGUUCUCUUGAUGAAUGUGUGCUUCGUCAACUAAAACCUAAUGUGAAUAUGCAUUGUCUUGUAAUUAUUGGUUAUGGGGGUUCAAGAUUUCCUGCCUGGUUAAUAGACUCAUUUUUAGUGGAUCUAAGGCUUAGUGAAUGUCAAUGUUCCUUUCUACCACCACUCGGUCAGUUAGCAUAUCUAAAAAGACUUCUGAUCAAAGCAUUCGAUAAAGUCGAGAGUGUAGGUUAUGAGUUUUAUGGAAAUUGCACUUCCACAAGCAUUGCAUUCAAAUCACUCGAGAGCUUGACUUUUGAAAGGAUGCCACAAUGGUGUGAAUGGAUUCCUAAUGUUGCUGAAAGUGAAGAGAAAACUUUUCCUUGCCUCAAAGUGCUUUAUAUAAGUGAAUGUCCUAAAUUAAAGAAAACUCUUCCCAUCUACCUUCCUUCUUUAAAAGAACUCAGAAUUACUAAGUGUUCCCAGUUUGUGUUUUCACUUCCAAAGCCUACAACCAUUAACAAAAUGUUUUUAAGAGAUUCUUCAAAUGACUAUCCUCAUAUGCUGAAAUUAGAGAUAUUGACUUCUGGUUGGUACAGUCUCAUAGUUCAAUCUUGUUACUCCUUAGAUUUUUUAUCGAAGGAGAUGCAGCAGCUAGGUUAUUUUCUUAGCAUGCAGGAAAUUAGCAUCCAUAGUAGUUCACUCAAGUGCUUCCCAAUAGAGCUUUUCCCCAGGUUAAAGCAACUUGACAUAAGUGAAUGCCCAAAUCUUGAAUCCCUUUGUUUAUCUGACAGAGUUUCCACAUCUACAAGCACCUUAAAUCCCCGUGAGUGCUCAAAUCUGCAAGAGCUUUCAUUAUUUGAUUGCUCAAAUUUAAAAUCAGUGGAUUGUUCCCUCCCUUCCCUUGUGACACUAAAAAUAAGCUGCUGCGGAGAACUUGAGUCAUUUCCAGCUUUGGGUCUGUCGUCAUCUCCCGGAGUGUGUUUGUCCUCUAAAUUGGAGUCACUUACUAUCCAUGACUGUCAGAAACUCUUUGCUCGCCUCGAGGAACUGGAUUUGGAUGGAUUCUCUCUUUCAAGCUGUGAGCUGCAUGGAAUAAGCUCCUCCACAACCACCUCUUCUACAAUGUGAUCUUCCAUAUCUGGACUACAAAGCUGUUCAACGCCUAUCCUUGGUCAAAGAAUUCAAAACCCAAGUUUUGCCGAGUUACAGUUCCGUGCUGGAAGAAAUGUAUCAACGGGAGAUGGGAAAAGUUUGGUUCAAUAUUUCUCUCUCCCAUGAAGUAAAGAUUGAGCGCUAGAAGAUCAAAUGAGCAAAAGCGUCUCCCAAUUCUGUCUCUAAUCUUCUUCAAUCAUUGAACACUAUGAAUUUGUCCUUGUGGAAACCUAGGUCGUUCCUGAUUGGGAUCGCUGACUUCAUGAACAUCAGAAGCGGAAUGUUUACAGAGGUAGCUGCAUGCAGCGACCAUCACUUUCACUCUCAGUGAUAACAAAUACUUCUGUGCUUUCACCUCUUGGAACUGUCAAUCUAUUAUCCAUCUUGAUGUUUCCUAUGCUUAUUUAGCAUGAACUUCUCUGACUGUUGCAAGCUUGUUGAGUUACGCCAUUCCAAGUUUCACUUUUCUGUUGGCAGUUAUCUUCGGGAUGGAGAAACUGAAAAACUACAAGUCCCCGAGGAUGGGCUAAGGUUUUGGCGCAGUUAUUUGUGGUGGAGGGUCAUUUGCUAAGGAAAGCUGGAUGAAAGGUUCUGCUCUUAUUCUGACAAUUAAUAACGCAUGGAAUGCAAGGCUAAUUCUCUGGGUGAUCAUCUCUCAUAUUUAAGUGGACAUUUCUUGAGGUUACUCAUAAUCUUGUCCUACUCAAUCAAGUUUUGGCUGUACAUAAGUUUAUCCAGUUUGUUUAUGACAAACACGAUGCUUCUACCUGUCAAUUCGAUCUUCUAUCAUUCUCCUAUUUUUUUUGGAAGAAAUCCUACAUUAUGGAAGUCAGAGUGGAAUGUGCAGAACCCGUUUGAGUAGUCUCUAUCACAUUGUAAUAAAAAGUGGACAUAUCGACAUCAGUUCCUUUACAACAUUGCCUGGAA
This is a messenger RNA of Populus euphratica (Euphrates poplar), 3837 nucleotides long. RefSeq names its product putative disease resistance RPP13-like protein 1. NCBI's taxonomy places the organism in Eukaryota, Viridiplantae, Streptophyta, Magnoliopsida, Malpighiales, Salicaceae. The record is from RefSeq and is a predicted model, not a curated record. The transcript is spliced from 4 exons. Gene Ontology annotation, molecular function: ADP binding. Bases 1 to 2886 code for a protein of 961 amino acids.